UCCACCCACCCGUCCAUCAAUCCAUCCAUCCCUUCAACCAUCCACCCAUUCAUACCUUCAUCCAUCCACCCAUCAAUCCAUCCAUCCCUUCACCCACCCACCUGUCCAUCAAUCCACCCACCUAUCCCCCCAUCCAUCCACCCACCUCUUCAUCCAUCCAUCCAUCCAUCCAUCCAUCCAUCCACCCACCCAUCCAUCUGUCCCCAG
This is a messenger RNA of Malaclemys terrapin pileata, 207 nucleotides long. RefSeq names its product guanine nucleotide exchange factor subunit RIC1-like. NCBI's taxonomy places the organism in Eukaryota, Metazoa, Chordata, Testudines, Emydidae. The record is from RefSeq and is a predicted model, not a curated record. The annotation marks the transcript as partial. The transcript has 2 exons.